AUGGUGGUAUACCCCAAGUACGAGACUCGGGGGAACCUUAAAGAUUCUGUGUGCAUGUUCCGCGAAUGGCUGCAGAACCAGGUCAUUGAUCUGGAAGUUGCGAACCGAACCGCAUCACCGACAGUUGACCCCUCAGUCCACGUUUUCUUAGUCGGUCACUCCAUGGGGGGCAUUGUUGCUGCAGAAACGCUUCUCCUACUUGCUUCUGAACAACCGAUCCCUCCAAAGCCUUCGCAUACAGCGGACCUGCUGCAUUCAGGCACUGCAGAUAACUCGCAUACCAUAGAACCCGGCUCUUUCAUGUUCCCUCACAUUCAAGGAGUGCUGGCUUUCGACACUCCAUUUCUGGGCAUCGCCCCGGGGGUCGUGUCGUAUGGUGCCGAAGGGCACUACAGAAGUGCAACAUCAGCAUACAAUACGCUCUCGGAAGUAGCGGGGUUGUUCGGCAUUGGAGGGGGAAAUUCUUCAUCUGGCACAGGUGUGGGCCAACAGAGGGAGGCCAGGGAAGCUUCGUCCUCUCAGUCGGCUAGCAACAAUUCCUCUACCGACGCUGCAGCGACACCAUCCUGGCAGCGUUGGGGUCGAUAUGCCAUGUUUGCAGGGGCUGCAGGCGCGGUAGCUGCAGGAGGGGCAGCCGCAAUGUAUUCUCAACGAGAGCGUCUUACAGACGGAUGGGGCUGGGUGUCCUCUCAUAUUGCAUUUGUUGGGUGUCUAGUACAUCCUUCAGAGUUGCGCCAGCGCCUUGGCCUCUUGUCCAAGGUGCACGAGGAGCGAGGGAUUGGCUGUAUAAACUUCUUUACGUGCUUGGGCCAGGGUGCAACGUCGUUGAUAGAGAACCCUGACCAAGCGAAUAUGUCAUUCAGCCAGAAGAUUAUUCGAUCCAAACAUCGCACCUUCUGCACCCUUCCACCCGAAAUUGAAGGACAGGACAUGAAGAUCUUCCCGGCGGCGGGACUGACAUGGGUCCGAGCCUCGAAUGAUAAGGCCGGAGAUGAGGUUAAGGCACACGUUACUAUGUUUUCACCGAAAGACAACCCUGCCUUUGAUGAACUUGCCAAUGAUACAUGCAAGGCCCUUGUCAAAUCGAUCGACAAGGCCUGGUACAGCAGCGCUACUACAAGUCCGGUAGAGGAAAUGGUCAUGGAAAUGCCGCGGACCGACGACGGCAAGUCUCCAUCUGCCGCUGAUAGCAGAUUUAUGGACGGAGAUGACGUCGUCGUUGUGGAUUGA
Aspergillus tanneri is the source of this 1230-nucleotide messenger RNA. RefSeq lists its product as uncharacterized. The record is from RefSeq and is a predicted model, not a curated record. NCBI's taxonomy places the organism in Eukaryota, Fungi, Ascomycota, Eurotiomycetes, Eurotiales, Aspergillaceae. Bases 1 to 1230 code for a protein of 409 amino acids. The transcript has 2 exons.